AUGGAUGUUUUCCUUAGACCGUUGGUGGAAGAGCUUAAACAUUUGUGGAACUCAGGCGUACGUAUUAAAGAUGCGGCGACAAACACAUUCUUCACGAUGAGAGCUAUGUUGUUGUGGACAAUAAACGAUUGGCCAGCUCGUAGUAGUUUAUCGGGUUGGAGUGGGCAAGGGUAUAGAGCAUGUGCUACUUGCAAUGAAGACACUCCUUCGUACCGUGCAACAAACAAAGUCGUAUAUAUCGGUCAUCGUCGUUUCCUAGAUGCUAAUGAUCCGUUAAGAAAGAGGUUGGACUUUAAUGGGAUGGAAGAGACAAGACCCACUCCGAGACACUUUAAUAAUGAUGACAUACAAGAGCAACUAGGUCGUCUACUAACUCGUAAACCGGGUAAACAUCCUGAGCAUGGAGGCGGGGAGCCAAAGCGGCAAGAUUAUGAGUUGAACUGGUCGAAACGAAGCAUUUUCUUCGAACUCGAGUAUUGGUCUUCUCUACAGUUGAAACACAACAUAGAUGUCAUGCAUGUCCAGAAAAAUGUGGACGAGAGUUUGUUAGGUACUCUCCUAAUGAACGAUAAAAGCAAAGACACAUCAAAUGCACGAGAGGACUUGAGAAUUCUAAGCAUUCGGAGAAAUGAAUGGUUGCAAAAAAAUGGUGAAAAGUUUCAUAGACCCCAGGCAAGAUACUCUUUCACAAAAUCUAGUCGACAACUCUUUUGUCAAUUUAUAAAAGAGGUUAAGCUGCCGGAUGGGUUUGGUUCUAACAUUAGUAAGAAAGUGAACGAUAUCAAUACUAACAUUAUUGGGUUGAAAUCGCAUGACCACCACAUUCUUAUUCAACGUUUGAUACCGAUUGGAGUAAGAGGGUUGUUAGACAAAGAUACUUAUACACCUAUUGUAGACCUUUGUACGUUUUUCAAGCAACUUUGUUCUAGAACAUUGAAGGUGGAGGAUAUGAGGAAAGCAAAAGUAGACAUUAUUGCAAUCUUGUGCAAGUUAGAAUUGAUUUAUCCUCCGGCGUUUUUUGACAUUAUGGUUCAUUUACUUUUGCAUUUACCUGAUGAAGCAAUUGCUGGAGGCCCGGUUUGUAUGAGAUGGAUGUUUCCAUUCGAGAGAUAUAUGAAAAAACUAAAAAACUAUGGCAGAAACAAGGCGAAGCCAGAAGGUUCUAUAGCUGAGGGUUAUGUUGCUGAAGAAGCUUUAUCAUUUUGUUCAAUGUACCUUCGAGAUGUAAAGAAUCGUCCGGAAAGAAAUGUAGAUGUUGUCAUUGAAAAAACAAAGUUUUGGAUGAAAUUCAAAUCUGAGCAUCCCCAAAGUGAUGAAAAGAGAGAAUUUCAAAAAUCUCCAGAAUUCCACGAAGAGUUGUCGGUUCUUGCAAUGGGCCCGCAAAUGAAUGCCUAUUCUUACACCGCAUGCAUAGUCAAUGGUGUUAGGUUUAUGGUACUUAGUCGUGACACACAACGUACAACACAAAACUCUGGGGUUUUAGCGGUGGGUGAGAAAGGCGAGAAGUAUUAUGGCCAGUUAGAAGAGAUUAUAGAGUUGAGGUAUACACAUGAUUAUUCAACUGUACUAUUUCGUUGCAAGUGGUUUGAUACUCGAACAGGAGUUAUUUCUAGUGAUAGUUUCACCAGUAUCGACACACGACGCGAAGCAUACAAAGAUGAUCAACUCAUAUAUGCGUCACAAGCCAAACAAGUGUUCUACAUCAGAGAGCCAAACAAUAACCAUCGGUGUGUUGUCGAGCAUGUUAAUCAUCGAAGUAUUUGGGAUCUACCAUCGAACGAUGACCUUGUUCAAAAUGUUGACAAUGUCUCACACGAAAAUGUAGACGAUGUCGAUGUACUUCAAAAUAUCUCUUCAUCCGAUGCUCCACUUUUUAUCGAUUUCAGCAUGUACUUUCAAAACAUUCCUAGAGUCAUUGUUGAUGUAGAAAGUGCAUCUGAAGUUCCUCCGCCAACUGGUAGAGUCAAUGAUGUUUCUGAUUGCGAUACUGAUUACGAUGACACCGAUUCUGACUAUGAUACCGAAGAAGACACUGAAGGAUAUGAGGAAGAUUCUGAUUAG
Lactuca sativa (garden lettuce) is the source of this 2061-nucleotide messenger RNA. The record is from RefSeq and is a predicted model, not a curated record. NCBI's taxonomy places the organism in Eukaryota, Viridiplantae, Streptophyta, Magnoliopsida, Asterales, Asteraceae.